This is a messenger RNA of Aspergillus ochraceoroseus IBT 24754, 1587 nucleotides long. Its product is annotated as putative MFS sugar transporter protein. Gene Ontology annotation, cellular component: membrane. Gene Ontology annotation, molecular function: carbohydrate:proton symporter activity. Lineage: Eukaryota; Fungi; Ascomycota; Eurotiomycetes; Eurotiales; Aspergillaceae. The record is from RefSeq and is a predicted model, not a curated record. Bases 1 to 1587 code for a protein of 528 amino acids. Gene Ontology annotation, biological process: carbohydrate transport; transmembrane transport. The transcript has 2 exons.
AUGGAGGAUAACGACCUUCCACCUAAGAGCGCUGAUCAUGUGGAGGAGGCCGUCCUUGCGAGCCUGACGGAUGAGGACAUUUGGAAACUCUCAAGGGAAUCACUGAAUGUUUACUCCUGGACUGGCUUUCGUCUAUUUCUCAUCAUGUUCGUGAUGGGAUGCAACCAGGCAGGCUUUGGUGUGGAUUGGGCCGUCAUCGGUGGUAUUAACGCUCUCGAUUCCUGGCACUCGUACUUUGGAUUUGGCACCAGUGGAAGCACUUAUGGUCUUCUUAACGCGCUGAUGAACAUCGGCACCGUCUGCGGUGCUCCUUUCCUGGCCCUUUCCGAUGUCUUUGGCCGUCGUGGCGUUAACUUCGUCGGUAACUUGAUUGUCAUCGUCGCUUCUAUCCUUCAGGCCACUGCGCCCAACUUGCAUGCGUUGCAGGGUGGGCGUUUCCUCAUGGGGUUUGGAUCUGCCUUGCUCUCCAGUUCCCAGUACAUGGGUGAGAUCUCUCCCGUUCAUCUACGUGGUAUAAUGGUCGGGUUCUUCGGCGCCUGUUUCCAGAUCGGCAGUCUGGCUAUGACCGCUGCGUUGAUCGGAAUAUCUAAUUUGGAGGGUAACUUGGCCUGGCGCCUCCCUUGCUACCUCAACAUGGUGUUCCCGGCUCUCGUUUGCAUCGGAAUCUACACGCUCUGCCCAGAGUCACCUCGUUACUAUGUCAUGCGCGGCAACCGUGAGGCCGCCAAACGUGUGGUUGCCAAGUACCACACUACCAGCGGAGACAUUAACCAGCCCAUCGUUGAGAUCGUUGUCUCCCAGAUGGAGGCUUCCAUUGAGAAUGAUCGCGCUGCCGGCCACCAGAAAUUCUGGGAUUACUCGGUCUUCUUCACCAAAACUGUGCGCUACCGCCUGUUCGUUCUCUUCCUGUACUCUGUCUUUCAGCAGUGGAACGGCGGUGGUAUCAUCGGCUACUACAUGGUUCCCGCCCUUGAGACAAUCGGCAUUCACGGCUCAAUGCAGCAACUUGGAAUCUCUCUCGGCACGACAGCCACCUACUUCGUCUUCACAGCUGUCGGUGCCCUGCUUAUUGACAAAUUCCGCCGACGAACCAUGAUCUUCUCCGGCCUCGCAACUAUGAUCCUCUUCCAAACCGCAACAACCAUUACCUCCUGGCAAUACAGCGUACAUGCCACGCAUGCUGCCGCGGCGCUGACUAUUCUCUGGAUAUUCAUGUACCAGACGUUCUCGGCAAUGCUCAUUGCCACCAUGCACAACCUGUACCCAGUCGAGAUCUUAUCGCUCCCGCUGCGUGCCAAGGGGAUGGGCCUCUACGGGUUGAUCCAGGGCGGUGCCGGUGCGGUGCAAACUUACGGCAUUUCAAUCGGCAUUGACAAGCUCGGGUACAAGAUCUGGGUGGUGUAUAUCGUCUACAACAGUGUGCAGUUGGCCCUGUCGUACUUUGUCUUCCCUGAGACGUAUGGACUGUCGUUGGAGGAAAUCGAUGCUGUUUUCGAGACGCCAGGUGUUUCGCCGGUUAAGAUGUCCAAGGAUAUUUACAAGGCCAAGAGGCAGAUGGAAGAAGCUAAUCGGGAGCAUGUUGCUUGA